Messenger RNA from Rhincodon typus (whale shark), 1743 nucleotides. Its product is annotated as interleukin-6 receptor subunit beta-like. The transcript is spliced from 13 exons. Gene Ontology annotation, biological process: cytokine-mediated signaling pathway. Gene Ontology annotation, cellular component: external side of plasma membrane; signaling receptor complex. Lineage: Eukaryota; Metazoa; Chordata; Chondrichthyes; Orectolobiformes; Rhincodontidae. Gene Ontology annotation, molecular function: cytokine binding; cytokine receptor activity. The record is from RefSeq and is a predicted model, not a curated record. The coding region runs from base 1 to 1743 and encodes 580 amino acids.
AUGGUAUUCUCCUACGUCUCAGUUCCUACAUGGAAUAGAGCAAAUGAGUCUUCCCUGUCCAGCAGGCAAGGUAUGAAAAAUGAGAUCUGUCCUAACUUGAAGAAGAGCUCGUGUUCCUUUGAAUACCCAGAGUUAGACAUUUUAGGAAAUUAUACAAUUAUUGUAGAGGCACAGAAUGCUCUCGGCAAAGCCUCAUCUGAUCCUUUAGACCUGGACGUUUGGCAUACUUGGAAAACUGAUCCACCUUGGAAUGUAACCACUCACUCUAUCCUGGGUCAAUCAAGGUCUUUGCUUGUAACAUGGUGCAAACCUAAAAUGGCACCACCAAAACUUCCAUUAUACUAUAGUCUCCAAUACCAAAUAGUUGGUACAAGCAAAUGGAUUCAGAUAAAAGAAGAAACAAUUAGUAACACUUCAUUCGUACUUAAGAAUCUCAAAACCUUCACCAACUAUACAGUGGCCGUGCGAUGCAUUGGUAAAGACCAAAUUUACUGGAGUCACUGGAGCUCAAUGGAAACUGGAGUAACCCCUGAAGAUAAGCCAUUAACAGGACCAUCCAUUUGGAGAAUAAUUAAAACUCUUGAUUCUGAGGGAAAUAGAGAAGUACACCUUCAGUGGAAGGCAUUAAACAGGUCCAAAGCCAAUGGAAUCAUCUUAGGAUACAGAGUCUGGUAUGAGAAAAGAAGGGAUCGAACAGUCAUACAACAGUUUAAUACAACAUCCUUGAAUUCUUCUUUGCUCCUGAACCACGAUGCGUACAUUAUAACUGUAAUUGCAUAUAACUCAGCUGGUGAUUCUCCUAAAGCCACUUUGAAAAUUCCAGCAGUAAACCAGACGGAAAAUCUUCCAGCUGUUCAAGAUGUUAGAACUACAUCACAGAAUAACCAACUGCUCGUACACUGGAAGACUUCAAGGCCAUCUGAUAAUGGAUAUGUCAUUGAAUGGUGUUUGAUUUUGACUGCAAGCCCAUGUGCUGGGCCAUUACACUGGCAACGUGAGCCCAACACUUCCAAAAUGACCUACUUACAGGGAGAUUUAGAAAAAUUUAAGCGCUAUAACAUCUCUGUUUAUGCUGUGUACACUGAUGGUCCAGGAAAUCCAUUCUCAAUGCCAGUAUACCUACAGCAAGAUAUUCCAGAAGUAGGCCCAAUUAUUGAUGCUCCACUUGUGAGAGGUACAGAGUGCACAGUUAAAUGGCAUGAAAUCCCAGUGGAAAAGAGGCGUGGAUUCAUCACCAAUUACACCAUCUUUUACAAACAUGCAAAAGGCGAAGCUGGUGUAACAGUGAAUUCAACAGUCCAUGAAUAUACACUGAAAUCUCUGCAGAAGAAUACUGACUACACAUUUUAUGUUAUGGCAUCCACAGAGAAGGGAGGCAUAAACAGCACGUUGAGUUCCUUCACAACAAAUGCUCUUGGGCAAGAAGAUAUCGUGGUGAUUCUGGUGCCUGUUCUCGUCGGCUUCCUACUAUUAGUAAAUGUCUUGAUAAUCUGCUUCAACAACAAGCAUAGGAUUGCAAAACACAUUUGGCCUGAGGUGGCAGAUCCAGCAGGCAGUAGUUUGGCUGAUUGGUUUCAUGAACACCAAUAUAAGGUAUAUUUUUCUCCCUUUAUGUUUUUGAUUUGUGGUAGUGAGUUUAAUUUAGUACAGAAACAGGAAAUAUUGGAAAUACUCAGAGCGGUGCAGAUGGUCAUUGGUAACUACCAGAAGGAAAACAAGGCUGACCUGCUGCUUCACAGCUAA